CAAAAACCAAAUCAUGACAACAAACGUUUGGGUGGAACAGGAGUGGCGGGACUACAAGCUGGUGUGGGAGCCGGAGGAGUACGGGGGCGUCGAGAUCCUACACGUGCCCUCAGAACACAUUUGGCUUCCUGAUAUUGUCCUUUAUAACAAUGCUGACGGGAACUACGAGGUGACCAUUAUGACGAAGGCGGUCUUGCAUUACGAUGGCCGAGUGACGUGGAAGCCGCCUGCCAUCUACAAGUCUUCGUGCGAGAUUGACGUCGAAUUCUUUCCCUUCGACCAGCAGACGUGUUUCAUGAAGUUCGGUUCCUGGACCUACGAUGGUUACAUGGUGGAUUUGCAGCAUCUCCACCAGGUACGAGGGAGCAAUCUGGUGGACCCGGGGAUUGAUCUGAACGACUAUUACAUCUCGGUGGAGUGGGACAUCCUGAAGGUGCCCGCGCUGAGGAACGAGAGGUUCUACCCGUGCUGCCAGGAGCCGUACCCGGACAUCUACUUCAAUAUUACAAUGCGGCGCAAGACUCUCUUCUACACCGUCAACCUGAUCAUCCCCUGCGUCGGUAUCUCCUUCCUCUCAGUCCUCGUCUUUUACCUUCCUUCAGACUCCGGUGAGAAGGUGUCCCUCUGUAUCUCUAUCCUGCUCUCCCUCACCGUGUUCUUCCUCCUGCUGGCGGAGAUCAUCCCCCCCACCUCCCUCGCCGUCCCGCUGCUCGGCAAGUACCUGCUCUUCACCAUGAUCCUCGUCACGCUCUCCGUCAUGGUCACGAUCGGGGUCCUCAACGUCAACUUCCGCUCCCCGUCCACGCACAAAAUGGCGCCCUGGGUCCGUAAAGUCUUCAUUGACCUCCUGCCGAAGUUCCUGUGGGUGGAGAGGCCCAGCAAGGAGGAGGAGGAGGAGUGCCCGGAGGAGGUCACGGCCGGCGGGGACACGUCCUUCACGCCCUCCAGCGACGGGUUCGACAAGUUCCCCUUCGACGACCAUCCUUACGACAUCCCGGCCAUCCCUCCAUCGCCAUACGACCGGGACAGGUACGGCGACGACCACCUGCCGCUGCCCGCCCCCGAGUGUCACGCCCCGGUGCACGCCCACCCCCCGCACGUCCCCCACGCCCCUCCCGAGGCCGCCUUCGUGCAGGAGCUGGACGAGGUGCGGCCAUACACGGAGCAUCGGACCCUCCGCAGCAUUGAGUACAUCGCGCAGCACAUGAGGAACGUGGACUCCUUCGGGGAGAUCGAGGACGACUGGCGGUACGUAGCCAUGGUGUUGGAUCGCCUCUUCCUGUGGAUCUUCAUGGUGGCCUGCGUCCUGGGAACCUGCGGCAUCAUCUUCAGGGCGCCCUCCCUCUACGACACGACUCUGCCCAUCGACAUCCAGCUCUCCAAAGUGGCCCAGCGGCGCAAGGACAUAAUGGGCCCCGAGGAAUAAUGGCUCGUUGUUGUAGCGUCUAUUGUGGUGUUGUUUUCUACGGGGCAGUGUUCCAGCCGCCACUCACCCGAUGAUGAUGAUGAUUGCGUGUGUGAGACGUUACUGAUGGUGGUGAUGGUGCUGGGGUUGUCAUGGUGAUGGUGGUGGUGGUGGUGGUGGUGAUGGUUCGCUAAGUACAACAAACUUGGGUAAUAAUGAAACGGAAACUUAGAACUGGCGUGGCAUAUGAGAGAACGAGAGAGAAGGUUUCACGGUAAAGCUUCCUGAGUCGCUGUGAGUCUGCGUAUAAGACAGACAAACAGACGGACAGGUAAGGGAGGAAGACGUCAGGUGUCCGCCAACUUAACAGACGCUUAAUUACUAGUACAGGUGUCCAAUCCAGGUGUGUACGGAUUGGCAAAGGCGCAGGUGUGUCGAGAAAGGAAAAAAAAUGCUCAAAAUCUCCAAACAAAGGUUAUUAGCCGCUAGAGUCCUGUGUUCAGCAUUUAUUUUUGUAUGUUAGGUGAUGUUUAAGGUCUGUAUCAGUUCCCGCAACGCCGCCGCCACACACCUGGGCCCCGGCAGGUAGACAGGUGUGUGGCAGGUGUCGCUUCUUCCCCAGGUAAACCGACGCACCGACAAACCUUUCUUUCGUUCCCGUGAGCCGAUCAAAGCCGACUCGAUUCUCCUUUUUUCUGUUCCCCGAUCCUUCGCCGCAAGAGUGUAUAGCAUUUAACACUUCCUCUAAAAGCAUAAGACGCUUCCGAGUCAUUAGGUGCAGGCGACUUAGGUGUUUAAAGGAAGGACAGGGAGUAAAUAAUAUAGUCCAGAUGGCUCCUUUGUUUCCUCCACCGCCCGCCACCUGCUCCUGACGCUCCCUUAGGACACAAAAAGGGCCGCUAAAGGGAGACCGUGAGAGGAGAGGGAGGGAGGGCGCUAACCGGCUCAUGGGCUAGCAAGUGAGUGUUCCUGAAAUGCACACACACACACACACACACACACACACACACACACACACACACACACACCUUCGCCCCCCUCCCCCCCCUCCUCCGUUCCCCAUGCCGCCCUGCUCCUGCUGCUGCUGCUAAUGCUGACCCUACUGCUGCAUCCUACUGCUGAAUCUACUGCUUCUGCUGACGCUUGUAUAGCCGGGCGGUGAGGGGGUCGUGAGGUCCCCGGGGAGUUCGGAAAUUGGGGGUUCGGGAAUUGGGGCGUUCGGGAAAUGGCGUGUCCGGGAAUUGGGGCGUCCAUGAAUUGGGAUGUCCGUAAAUUGGGAUGUCCGUGAAAUGGGAUGUCCGUAAAUUGGGAUGUCCGUGAAUUGCGGUGUCCGUGAAUGAGAUGUCCGUAAAUUGGAAUGUCCGUGAAUUGCGGUGUUCGUGAAAUGGGAUGUCCGUAAAUUGGGAUGCCCGUGAAUUGGGGCUUCCGUGAAAUGGGAUGUCCGUAAAUUGGAAUGUCCGUGAAUUGCGGUGUUCGUGAAAUGGGAUGUCCGUAAAUUGGGAUGUCCGUGAAUUGGGGCUUCCGUGAAAUGGGAUGUCCGUAAAUUGGAAUGUCCGUGAAUUGCGGUGUUCGUGAAAUGGGAUGUCCGUAAAUUGGGAUGUUCGUGAAUUGCGGUGUCCGUGAAUUGGGAUGUCCGUAAAUUGGAAUGUCCUUGAAUUGCGGUGUUCGUGAAAUGGGAUGUCCGUAAAUUGGGAUGUCCGUGAAUUGCGGUGUUCGUGAAAUGGCAUGUCCGUAACUUGGGAUGUCCGUGACUUGGGGCGUCCGUGAUUUAGGGAGUCAGUGGAUUAAGGAGUCCGGGAAAUGGGGCGUCCGUGAAUUGGGAAGUUUGGGAAUCGGGAGUUCGGGAAUUGAGGCGUCCGUGAAUUGGGGCGUCCGUGAAUUGGGGCGUCCGUGAAUUGGGGCGUCCGUGAAUUUGGGCGUCCGUGAAUUGGGGGCUCCGUGAAUUAGAGCGUCCGUGAAUUGGGGCGUCCGUGAAUUGGGGCGUCCGUGAAUUGGAGCGUCCGUUAAUUGGAGUGUCCGUUAAUUGGAGUGUCCGUUAAUUGGGGCGUCCGUUAAUUGGGGCGUCCGGGAAUUGGGGCGUCCGGGAAUUGGGGCGUCCGGGAAUUGGGGCGUCCGUUGGUUGGAGUGUCCGGGAAUUGGGGAAUCAGUGGCAAGGGAGCAUUGGUGAAAGGACGUCCGUGAGACAUGUCCGUGGCAGGGAAGGGCGUCUGUUGGCAAGGGUUUCUUAUCGCGUGGGUUCAGGUAGCUUGUAACGUCCCCAAAGACACACACACACACACACACACACACACACACACACACACACACGCACACACCUCGCUGUUCCUUCCUCUUACUUGCCUCCCAUUAUGCAGAACAGAACAAAAAACACAGAAAAAACACAGGAUACAGGACACAGCUCACAGGACACAGCCAAGGCCUCCCGUGUGUGUAUAGAAGGAUGGAGCAAGGCAAGGAAGGUAAAGAAGAAAGAAAUGAAGGAAGAGGAAAAGAUGAAAGGAGCGAAAAGGAAGAUGGAGAAAGGAAAGAGACCUCCAUGUAUUGGUAAAAGGAAAAAUGCAGGAAAAUAUAUAUGGAAAAGAAGGAAAAGAAAAAAAAGA
Messenger RNA from Eriocheir sinensis (Chinese mitten crab), 4005 nucleotides. RefSeq names its product acetylcholine receptor subunit alpha-like 1. Bases 14 to 1426 code for a protein of 470 amino acids. NCBI's taxonomy places the organism in Eukaryota, Metazoa, Arthropoda, Malacostraca, Decapoda, Varunidae. Gene Ontology annotation, molecular function: acetylcholine-gated monoatomic cation-selective channel activity; transmembrane signaling receptor activity. Gene Ontology annotation, cellular component: postsynaptic membrane; neuron projection; synapse. Gene Ontology annotation, biological process: signal transduction; nervous system process; chemical synaptic transmission. The record is from RefSeq and is a predicted model, not a curated record. The transcript has 5 exons.